Messenger RNA from Vombatus ursinus (common wombat), 845 nucleotides. It is a transcript of the gene IFT20, whose product is annotated as intraflagellar transport 20. Gene Ontology annotation, cellular component: intraciliary transport particle B; Golgi apparatus; cilium. The transcript is spliced from 5 exons. The record is from RefSeq and is a predicted model, not a curated record. Gene Ontology annotation, biological process: protein localization to cilium; intraciliary transport; centrosome localization. Lineage: Eukaryota; Metazoa; Chordata; Mammalia; Diprotodontia; Vombatidae. Bases 90 to 488 code for a protein of 132 amino acids.
CUCCGGGCGGCGGAGUCAGCUACGGACCGGAGAGCGGAGCCGCCGUCUCCCGCGCCCGCCCUGCAUCGCGGCGGGCCCCGGCGUCAGCCAUGGCUAAAGACAUCCUGGGUGAUGCAGGCCUGCACUUUGAUGAGCUGAACAAGCUUCGAGUCUUGGACCCUGAGGUGACUCAGCAGACCACAGAACUCAAGGAGGAAUGCAAGGACUUUGUGGACAAAAUCGGCCAGUUUCAGAAAAUAGUAGGCGGCUUAAUUGAGCUUGUUGACCAACUCGCAAAAGAAGCUGAAAAUGAGAAGAUGAAGGCAAUCGGGGCACGCAACUUGCUCAAAUCCAUAGCAAAGCAAAGGGAGGCCCAACAGCAGCAGCUCCAGGCUCUGAUAGCAGAGAAGAAAAUGCAGCUAGAAAGGUAUCGGGUUGAAUAUGAAGCUUUGUGUAAAGUAGAAGCAGAACAAAAUGAAUUUAUUGACCAAUUUAUUUUUCAGAAAUAAACUGAUUUUUACAGUAAAAACCCUAUUUAAAAAAAAACCCACCAAAAACCCCCCUCAACCCUAUCAUUCCAAUAAACUUGAUGACCACAUGCACAUAUAUGCGAUUUGGGAUCGUAACAAAUAGAACGUCUUCUUGAAAGGCAAUAACAAACCUUUUUUUAGAAUUCUGCCCAGUUGUAGCCAGGUGGCAGUAACCAGGACCUGCCUAUCCAGAAGGCAGGACGGCCGGGCUGACUAUCUUUUGCUGUGGGCUCUCCUGUGUUGUCAGUCUCUGACCUCUAGCCACAUCUGUAAACACCAGUCCUUUUUUGAAGCACCUACCACUUUGAAAUAAGGCAAUAAAUUAUUAUUUCUAGA